This is a messenger RNA of Nannizzia gypsea CBS 118893, 2037 nucleotides long. RefSeq names its product tyrosyl-DNA phosphodiesterase domain-containing protein. Gene Ontology annotation, cellular component: nucleus. Bases 1 to 2037 code for a protein of 678 amino acids. Gene Ontology annotation, molecular function: single-stranded DNA binding; 3'-tyrosyl-DNA phosphodiesterase activity; double-stranded DNA binding. Lineage: Eukaryota; Fungi; Ascomycota; Eurotiomycetes; Onygenales; Arthrodermataceae. Gene Ontology annotation, biological process: double-strand break repair; single strand break repair. The transcript is spliced from 8 exons. The record is from RefSeq and is a predicted model, not a curated record.
AUGAUGGACGAUGACCUGCAGGCCGCGAUUGACGCCUCGUUGAGGGAUGCAGCAAGAUCUCAGUUGAAUUUACAGCGGCGUAAAUCUUCUGUUGUUGAUCUUACUUGUGAUUCUGAUGGAGACGCGUCGGCGCCGCAACUAGAAGGAGAAGGAGAAGAAGUAGAGAAUGAUGAUUAUGAUGCAGACUUGAAGCGGGCCAUUCAGCUGUCCUUGCAGUCAGGUCAAGAGCGUGAAACGAUCGAUGUUGAUGCUUUGGAGGUAGGAGAGGCAGCCUCCGCUACCCCUGAACCAAAAAAGGAGGCUUCAGCUUCAGUGUCAGGGUUUGGAAUAGCAGGGUUUGACAGGAAGAAGAUGGAAGAAGAACGGCUGGCCAGGCUGGCGAAGAAGAGAAAGGCAGGAGAGGAUGGUUCUGCUUUAGCUUUGCCAACUGCAAGGCCGUUGAAGGCAUCAAGAAGUGAGCAGCCAUCUGGGGCUUCAUCUUCAGCCAAGAUACCCAUACCCCCAGCUACAGCAGCGACUAAGCCUGCGUUUCGAGCGUCUGGAGUGCCAUCUACAGAGCCGACUAUACAGUUUCCAGAUGGCGCUGUGAAGAAAACGUGGGCCUUUGGGCACGAGAGAAGGGGCGACAUCAAGCUUGAAGAAGUGCUGCAGCAGGCCGAUCUGGAACUGGCAGUGCUCAGCUCGUUCCUAUGGGACAUGGACUGGUUGUUGGCGAAGUUCACCAACCCGAAGACACGGUUUCUCUUUAUCAUGGGAGCCAAGGGAGAAGAGAGGCAAGCACAGCUGAUGCGGGAGACUGCGUCGAUGCCUUGGAUACGGCUGUGUUUCCCGCCGAUGGACGGAGAAGUCCACUGCAUGCACUCCAAGCUGAUGCUUCUUUUCCAUCCGAACCAUAUGCGCAUCGUGAUACCUUCCGCGAACCUGGACCCGUACGACUGGGGAGAGAAAGGCGGCGUGAUGGAGAAUAUGCUGUUCCUGAUCGACCUACCUCGCAAGGCUCGCGAGGCCGACGAGGACAAGACGCCAUUCAGGGACGAGCUCGUUUACUUUCUUCGAGCGUCAAAGUUGAACGAGAAGAUCAUAGACAAGAUGCUCCAGUUUGAUUUUAGCAACACGACUAAAUAUGCUUUUGUGCAUUCCAUAGGUGGUUCGCAUAUAGGCUCUGGCUCAUACGAGCGCACUGGACACUGUGGACUCGGCACGGCGGUUAAAUCACUUGGGCUGGAGACGUCACGGCCCUUGACGCUGGACUACAUCACAUCCUCCGUGGGCUCGCUAACGGCGACUUUCCUUCAAAACCUGUACUUGUCGGCGCAGGGGGACAACGGGUCGAGACAGCUAUCCGCACGAGCAGCAGGGAAGCAAGGAAGCACCAACAAGAAAAAGAAGACGAGGAGCAAUGAUGAUGAUUAUGAUGAUGGUAAUGGUAACGAUAAUGACGCUGACUGGACGGGGCGGGUGAAGGUGUACUUUCCGUCGCGAGAGACCGUCCGAAGCAGUCGGGGCGGCGUAUCGGCAGCAGGGACCCUGUGCCUGAUGUCGAGAUGGUAUAACUCUCCGACGUUUCCCAGAGACGUCAUGCGGGAUAACCGCAGCGUGAGAGAGGGGUUGUUGAUGCACAGCAAAGUACUCUAUGUCCGGCCAGAAGGGGUGGCUAGGACGGACAUUAAGACGAAAGGGAAGAGUAAGGAGUCUGAGAGCGACCGCUGCCGCUAUGCUGGAUGGGCAUAUGUGGGCAGCGCAAACCUAUCCGAGAGCGCCUGGGGACGGCUGGUGAUUGACCGCAAGACGAAGCAGGCCAAGCUCAAUUGCCGAAACUGGGAAUGUGGCGUUGUGGUCCCCGUGGGCAGCGUAGGAUAUGACGACGGGACGAAGAAGGAUGAGCAGGAUCAGAAAGAGGAUGAGAAGGUGAAGGGGAAAGGGGAAGGAGAGCUGAGUCGGGUGUUUGGCGAGGCGGUGCCUGUUCCCAUGCGAGAGCCUGACCGAAAGUACGCUGGGGGCGAGCAGCCGUGGUUCUACCUGGAGCAUGGCCGUUAA